Molecule: messenger RNA, 946 nt
Organism: Biomphalaria glabrata
Lineage: Eukaryota; Metazoa; Mollusca; Gastropoda; Planorbidae
Product: guanine nucleotide-binding protein subunit alpha-1-like
Exons: 2
Coding region: 334-699 (121 amino acids)
Source: RefSeq, a predicted model, not a curated record
UCGACCGCCGGACCAUAACGUCUCAAGACAGUCCAAGAUCUAGAUGUCCCCGCGUGAUCGUAGAUCGUCCCCCUCAAAACACUUCGAGAUUUAGUGCAUCGUACAUCUAGAUCUAGUCCACUGAUAAUUCAUUGACAAUCUAUAUCUCGUUAGUUUUUUUUUUUUUAAAUGUUAAAAUUCUAAGAUCCUUCUCAAAAUCAAGAUACUAAUAACUCUUGUGUUAAAUUAAAGUCUAUUAGCACCAAAUGAUCUCAAAGGACUAUCUCGUUCGUUGAUCACUAAAUAGUUUUCCUGACACUUUGGACCGUAUCUGUCUGCCAGUUACUUCAAAACAUGGAACAAAAUCGAAGAGUUGUCAACAAUACCAACAACAACCGGAUUAACGAGAGAGAACCAGCACCAGCACAGCCAGCUGAUACUGCAGUACCCAGUGCACCGAAGAAGAGGAAAAGUGACCAAGGGCCCACCCCUUCCCUUAAACCUAAGGGACUGCCACGCCCAUUCGACUACCUGAACAAGCCAGCGUCUGCUAGGAAGCUGUUUUUUGACCCGCCGCCAGCGUCUGCGCCAUUGCCCGACUACUCCCGCCUGCCAGUCCCACCUGUGCCGAGUGGACGCAGGAGCCACAGAGUCCGAGCCGUCAGCAGACUUCGAGAAGGCCACACACUGAUAAAGAAACGCCUUUUCAAUAAUGGAUAGUUCUUGUCAGAAUGUCAGCCAUGUCUCCUACAUUUUUACAUUUUAUUUUUUUGCGACCACUCAAAAGUGCUUAGAAACUGAUGACGUCAUCCCUUUUUUGUUUUGUGUACUUUAAAUUCAUGAUAGUUAAGUAGAUCUUUAAAAAAAAUCUUUUGACAAACGAAAAAUUCUACCACAACAUAUUGCCAAAGUCUGUAGUCAACUGUAGUGCUAUAGUUGGCUACAAAUAGCGUAAAAAAUGUUCCCU